AUGAAUAAAAAGGAUGCACUCAGAUCCUCAGUGGAUAUUUGUGAUUUGAUUCUGAAUUAUGUCAAAGACUUUCCGAUACCGAAGGAAGUGAAAUCCCGGUGUAAUGUGGACAAUUUAAAAUCCACCGAUAUGGACUUUAGUCGUCUACAAAUUAUCAACAAGGAAACAACUCAUCUACCGAGCACGGCCGGAUCUGCCGCGGGUUUGGCAAACGGUUUGCCCGAGUCCGGACACAGUCCCAGUCGGUCGUUUGGGGGAAUGAAACAGAAAAUGAACAGCCACGUCCUUUUCUCCUCGGUGUUCACAAACAGGACUAGCGAAACUCAGACAAAUCAUCUGCGCACGGAACGUCGUACGAGUGCCACAUGUCGGAUCAGUAUGCAAAAAUCGGUUUGUAAAGAAGGCUCCCUCACUUUACAAAUCGGCCCGCCCGGUCCUGUAAUACAGGCCAAUGGAGGAUUUCGUCGUGAAGUUCAAAUGUCUCGUGAGCAUGAGAAAGUGUUUGAAGAGGAACUGGUCUGGUCGGUUGACACAGAAGUCAUUGUUCCACCAGGGAGUCGAACCACUGCCGAACUGGUAAUCACCGAAGAUGAAUACGAUGGGAAAUUUCGUGUGGAAACUAUUUUCUCCGGGUCUAUCACAGUGCGUCUACGUGACAAACGAGAUGGUAGUGAAAUUUACGUCAUCAGACUGAACGAUUUGACCCGCGUGUUUACCGCGGAGUACGGAUUUCAACCGGUGACCGGUCAACCCGGUUCCGUGUGCUUCAUCAACGAGGGCCAAUGCCACUGUCAUUUCGGAAUUGGACAACAAGUGAUGUUGCAUCAGGAGAAAAUUUAA
Fasciola hepatica (liver fluke) is the source of this 840-nucleotide messenger RNA. The record is from the annotation of a GenBank genome assembly. Lineage: Eukaryota; Metazoa; Platyhelminthes; Trematoda; Plagiorchiida; Fasciolidae.